Molecule: messenger RNA, 2768 nt
Organism: Beta vulgaris subsp. vulgaris (sugar beet)
Lineage: Eukaryota; Viridiplantae; Streptophyta; Magnoliopsida; Caryophyllales; Amaranthaceae
Product: double-strand break repair protein MRE11
Exons: 22
Coding region: 100-2286 (728 amino acids)
Biological process (GO): double-strand break repair via homologous recombination; mitochondrial double-strand break repair via homologous recombination; telomere maintenance
Cellular component (GO): nucleus; Mre11 complex
Molecular function (GO): DNA endonuclease activity; manganese ion binding; 3'-5'-DNA exonuclease activity
Source: RefSeq, a predicted model, not a curated record
AAAAACGCUCACGGUGCCGGUGCCCAACUCAUAAGCAAAUUGAAUUCCUUUAGAACCUCUGGAAUCUGGAACCUUUCAUAUGUCAUACGCAAAGCUCGAAUGAUUGCAGAAGCUCGUUCCAGGGAGGAUGUAAGCCAUACCUUAAGAGUGCUUGUAGCAACAGAUUGCCACUUAGGUUACUUGGAGAAGGAUGAGAUACGGAGGCAUGACUCAUUCGAAUCUUUUGAAGAGAUAUGUUCGAUUGCAGAGAAAAAACAGGUGGACUUCAUACUUCUUGGUGGUGAUCUCUUUCACGAAAAUAAGCCAUCAAGGUCUACAUUGGUGAGGGCUGUGGAGAUCCUUCGUCAAUACUGCCUCAAUGAUCACCCAGUGCAGUUUCAAGUUGUUAGCGACCAGACUUUGAACUUCGCAAACAGAUUUGGUCAUGUAAAUUAUGAAGACCCUCACUACAAUGUCGGCCUGCCUGUGUUCACAAUUCAUGGCAAUCAUGAUGAUCCUGCUGGAGUGGACAAUCUAUCUGCUGUUGAUAUUCUUUCAGCGUGCAAUCUUGUCAAUUAUUUUGGUAAAAUGGAUCUUGGGGGGUCUGGGGUUGGCCAGAUUUCUGUUUACCCCAUUCUCGUUCGGAAGGGUUCCACAUCUGUGGCUCUAUAUGGCCUUGGAAAUAUUCGGGAUGAAAGACUAAACAGAAUGUUUCAGACUCCUCAUGCUGUCCAGUGGAUUCGCCCUGAAGAACAAGAAGGAUGUCAAGUUUCGGAUUGGUUCAAUAUCCUUGUUCUUCACCAAAAUAGAAUUAAAACAAAUCCUAAAAAUGCUAUAAAUGAGCAUUUUUUACCGCAAUUCCUUGAUUUUGUAGUUUGGGGACAUGAGCAUGAAUGCCUAAUUGACCCUCAGGAAGUUCCUGGAAUGGGUUUUCAUAUCACACAACCUGGUUCUUCUGUUGCAACAUCACUUAUUGAUGGGGAAGCAAAGCCGAAGCAUGUUCUUCUCUUAGAAAUUAAGGGUAAUCAAUAUCGCCCAACCAAAAUACCUCUGCAAUCAGUGAGGCCUUUUGAAUAUGCAGAGGUUGCAUUGAAAGAUUUACCUGAUAUUGAUCAAAGUGAUCAGAAUUCAAUUCUUGAGCAUUUGGAUGAAGUGGUCAGAAAUUUGAUUGAGAAGUGUAACAAAAAGGCGGUCAACAAAGCUGAAGCAAAGCUUCCACUGGUUCGAGUAAAGGUAGAUUACUCAGGAUUUAUGACUAUAAAUCCUCAGAGAUUUGGACAGAAAUAUGUUGGCAAGGUGGCAAAUCCUCAGGACAUUUUGAUAUUCUCAAAGGCUUCACGGGUUAAGAAUCGAACUGAAGGGAAAAUUGACGAUUCUGAGAAAUUCCGACCAGAAGAAUUAAAUCAACAGAAUAUCGAGGCUUUGGUUGCAGAAAGCAAUCUGAAAAUGGAGAUCCUUCCUGUCAAUGAUCUAGAUAUUGCACUACAUAAUUUCGUUAGUAAAGAUGACAAAUUGGCUUUCCAUGCUUGCUUGCAACACAAUCUUGACGAAACACGUAGCAAAAUUGCUGAGGGUUCAGACUCAGCGAAGUUCGAGGAAGAAGACUUGAUUGUUAAAGUCGGAGAGUGUCUGGAGGAACGUGUUAAACAAAGGGCAACACACCCGAAGGAGAGUUUCACCUUUAGUGUUCAGUCAGAGGAGUUUAGGGGUAAGCGCAUGGCAGGAACAAGAAAUGCAGCAUCGUUUAGUGAUGAUGAAGAUGCCACCCAGUUAUCUGGGGCUAAAGCUUCUCGAGGUAGAAAAGCGACAGCUACAGCAUUAGGUUCCUCAUAUGAUGCUUCAGAAACUGGUAAAGCUUCUACGAGAGGAAGGGGAAGGGGAAGGGGGAGGGGAAAAGGUGCCACGACUAUGAAGCAAACAACUCUUGACUCAUCUUUGGGCUUCCGACGUUCUCAAAGCAGAUCUUCAUCAGUUGCCGCUUCGGGCUCAGUUCGUAGUAUUGCAGAUGAUGAUGAAAAUGUUGAUUCUGCCUCGAGUGAUGAAGCAGAGGAGUAUGAAGUUCGGGAGGUUCUUGAAAGCUCGGGUGACGAUGAAAGACUCCAAGGAAAAAGUCGCAAACGUGCUGCACCAAGAGGUAGGGGGAGAGGUUCCACACAGGCCUCUAAGAGGGGGAAACAAUCAGGGAGCUCUUCACUUCAAAAAAUGCUCAUGGGUAAAGAUGAUGAAGACGAUGAUGAUGACGUACCGAAACUUUUUAACAAGUCUCAACCGAAGGUGACGAGAAAUUAUGGAGCUUUAAGGCGAUAAGAAGAUGCAGUCAUGCAGACUCCCUUAACUAACUCCCGUUGAAGAGAGACCUUGCCAGGAGCCAUUUCUCAAGAAGUACUAUGGAAAUUCGGCAAUGAAUACAGCGAUCAAGUUGGCGAUUUUCCCGUUGACCAAUGUAUAAUACAAUUUUGAAGUUUCUGUAAGAUAGCUGAUGGAAAUUUUCCUGUAAGUGGUUUUCCUGUAAGUGAAUGUAUAAUACAAUUAAAGGUCAGAAUCAAUUAGCGUAGGAUAUGGUCAUGUGUUAUUUACCCAUUAACUUUAACUCCAGAAUUGGGUACAGUUCAUGUGUUCCCUAGAAUAGAAAUGUGUGCAGCUUACUCCAUUGUCUGAGCUUGUUGCCAAGGUUUUGUAGCCGAGUGUCAGGUUGUGAACUUGUGAUGUGGAGACACUCAUCAGUUUUUCCAAGGCUGAGCACUUUAUCUACUGUGAAAUAGAAGAUUUUUCAUGAAUCGUUUUAUCAA